Molecule: messenger RNA, 2508 nt
Organism: Larimichthys crocea (large yellow croaker)
Lineage: Eukaryota; Metazoa; Chordata; Actinopteri; Sciaenidae
Exons: 2
Coding region: 64-2136 (690 amino acids)
Molecular function (GO): nucleic acid binding; zinc ion binding
Source: RefSeq, a predicted model, not a curated record
UUAUCAUGCUUCUUGGAAAAUCCUUCAGUUGACAAAAUUGACGCAUUACGAAAAGAUAAUUUAAUGCAAAUAGCUGUCCAUUUCAACAUCUCAUUUCAGAAACAAAUCCUAAAAAGAGACCUCAAAUCAUUGGUUAAAGGUAAGUUGGUGGAACUUGGAGUGAUUGUGUUGCCGGUGCUGUCUGAUUCACCUGUGCCUGCGGAGGCUAAAGAGCGGCCCAGAACGCCGUUCACGCUGCCACGCUAUGACCCCUCCUCCUCAGCGAGCACUGAUUCCUUGGGUGAGGCCAGACUGAAGGUGAGGCUCGCCCGACUCCAGAUGGAGUCACAAGAAAAAGUCGAGAGUCGGCAGAAUCAGCUUAAGCUGGAGAUACGCCGCAUGGAGAUAGAGGCUGACAAGGCAGUCCGCCUCCGGCAGCUGGAGCUAGAGGCUCAGCUGAGAGAAACCCCAGCACCGAGCGCACCGGCAGAUUCAGGUACAUCGCUCCCUUCCACCAGCUCUACCUUAGAAAAUUUCGACAUUGGAAAGCAAAUAACGCUUGUUCCUCCCUUCAGAGAAGCUGAGGUCGACAGUUAUUUCUCCGCCUUUGAGCGCAUUGCGUCUGCGCUCCGGUGGCCGUACAGUGUGUGGCCACUCCUGUUACAGUGCAAAAUCCAUGGUAAGGCCCAAGAAGCAAUUGCUGUUCUUCCUAUGGAAGACAGCUUAAAUUACGACAAGGUUAAAGCAUCAAUUUUGCGUGCCUAUGAACUAGUACCUGAAGCUUACCGCCAGAAAUUUAGGAACCACAGGAAGCCCCCUGCUCAAACUUAUGUUGAGUUUGCGAGGGAAAAGGGAAACCUUUUCGAUAAGUGGAUUUCUGCGUGCAAAUCAACCGACUAUGAAUCCUUGCGUGAGUUAGUUCUCCUUGAAGAAUUUAAAAACUGCCUGCCUGAGCGAAUCGUUGUCUAUUUAAAUGAGCAGAAAGUGUUGUCUCUCUCUGCUGCCUCUAUUCUGGCUGAUGAAUAUGUGCUUACGCAUAAAUCUGUGUUUCAGUCAGCCUCUGAAAAACCUCGUGUUUCUGCACCACAAACUGUGCAAACCAGGGUUUUUAAUAAAAAAGAGGAGCGAGAUUGCUUUUACUGCCACCGACCUGGACAUCUCAUCGCCAACUGCCCGACACUAAAACGAAAAGAACAAAAUGGGAGUGGGUCGCCUCCUAAAGGUGUUGGGUUGAUUAAAACGGAGAAAUGUGCUAACUCUAACCUUGUGUCCUCUGUUUGCCCAGAUCCAUGUUUCGAGCCGUUUUUGUUCGAUGGGCUGGUAUCUCUAACGGGUAAGUCUGUUGAUCAGUGUCCAGUGCGCAUCCUGAGAGACACCGGUGGCUCUCAGUCUGUUAUACUGGCUAGUGUAUUACCAUUUUCUGAGAAGUCCUCAUGUGGUUAUAGUGUUGCCCUGCAGGGAAUCGAGAUGGGUUACGUACCCCAGCCUGUGCACAAAAUUCACCUCGAGUCCAACCUGGUAACUGGGUUUUAUCCUGUGGCUGUUUGUACUGCUCUGCCCAUAAAAGGGGUAGUAUUGUUGUUGGGAAACGACAUAGCUGGUGGUAAAGUUAUCCCUACGCUUGAGGUAUUGGCUUCCCCUCAGAGCGUUCAGAUCCACGAUGAAAUGGAAUCUGAAAUUUUUCCCUCUUGUGCCAUCACCCGGGCACAAGCCCGGAAACUUGAUGAAUUUUCCCUUUCUGAUUCGGUGAUUAUGUCUGCUUUUUCCGAGGAAAAUGCAAGCCCCGUGGCGGAGAAAGCUCCCGCAUCCCCGCCCUCUGUAUGCACCAAGCUGAUGUGCUCCAACGGUCAGAGUCCGCCCUUGUUGGAGAGUCUGACGCUGCCGGUGGGCAGUGAACGUCUCGCCGCCGCGCAGAGGGCUGACCCGACCCUGCAGCGUUGCUUUGAAAGUGUGGUUUGCAUCUUAAGGGGAGGGGUGUUACGGCUGUGGCCAUCUUGGAAUCUCUUCUCUCUCUCGUGUGUGUCUGUGUGUGUGUCUGUGUCUGUGUGUGUGUGCUCAACGAGGACCAAUUCUGCCGAUGAAGAACACCUGCGCUGUGUGCCCUGGUUGGACAGCCGACCGCCCGCCCUCAGCCAAUCAGCAGAAGUUGGGGUAUAAGAAGCAGGUGGACCCACCAUUCCGAAGCCAGCUGUAACCAGCCGAGCUCCUGUGCUGUUGCUCUGUGUACUCAGAACCCUUGCUAGACUGUGAACUCUGUUAGAUACCUUAGUUUGGGUGCUGUUUCGAUUGUGUGGGUUAUUUUGGGAUAGUGGGUGUUGUUUUUGUAUUUAAGACAAUAGCUCCGUUGGAGUCUUUUUUUGUUCUCGUUUUAAUUUGGUUUCGAAGCACCCUUAGUAUUUGCCUCUCUUUUUGUUGUCAUUCCUUGUUAAAACAAGCGCCUUUUGUUAAUUAAAAAUAACUUUUAAACCUCAUAACACCUGGGUAUUUUUAUGUUACUUCCCUUUUCCCUUUCCAACGAGCUGGUCGUAA